AUGAAGCUAUUAUUACUGUUUGGUGCUACUUUUGUGAAGAGCCUCGCGGCGAGCCGAUUGUGCGAUCAAGAUGAUGGUCCUAGUCUCACGGUAGCAACCCUGACCGGAACGUACACUGGCCUACAGAAUUCGGAAUAUCCGGGUGUCAGAGAAUUUAGAAACAUCCCAUAUGCUGAGCCUCCGGUUGGCAAGCUCCGAUGGAAACCUCCUGUACCUCUCCGUCCUUCACGGAGCCACUAUCACUCUUCUAGAUUUCCACCUUCAUGUCCUCAAUAUUUGACCUCUCACUUAUCAUUAUGGAAUGCCAAUAUUACCGACUUCUCUAUACCUACAGGUGAUCAAAGUCACUAUGCGGGAGAAAUGGCACAGACCACAGCAGAGGAUUGCUUAAGCUUGGCAAUUUGGACCCCUAUUAACGCCACGCCGAAAGAUAAGCUACCUGUGGGCUUAUUUCUGCCGGGCGGUAGUUUCAGGGGUGGUGGCUUGGAUGCCCCCUACCAUAUACCGGCGGGAUGGGUCAACCGCAGUCAAAAGCACAUCAUGGUUACCAUGAAUUAUAGGGUUAACAUAUUUGGAUUUCCAAACUCUGCUGGGCUCGAAGAUAACGAUCUCGGCAUUUUGGAUCAGAGACUUGCGCUAGAAUGGACAUAUGCGAACAUUGAAGCUUUCGGUGGUGACUCAAGUCGUAUCACCGUAUGGGGUCACUCAGCUGGCGGAGUAUCGGCAGACGUUUUAAACUUCGCAUAUCACGAUGAAUCGCUGGCUGCCGGUUUUUUCUUGAUGUCUGGAGCGGCAAUGCGUACUUUUGCACAGGGUGAUAAUGCACUACAAACAAACUUUACAUACGUUUCUAAGGAACUUGGGUGCGAUUUUCCAGAUGACCCAAAAGCGGAGGUCGAAUGUAUGCAAAAGGUCCCAGUAAAUUUAAUUACGAACUUUAUUGGACACUAUGAAGACGAAAAGAAGAAACCAUCUUUGUUCUUUCGACCAACUGCUGACGACAAAAUUAUAUUCAAGAACUAUACAGAAAGGGCUGAGAAAGGUCUCAUGUCGAAAGUCCCAGCACUUAUUAGCGAUACAUCGAAUGAGCAAUCAAGUCUCAUUUCUUACCCUAUUGAUAACUUAAGUCAAGGUCCUAACAAGACAGACAUCGACAAAGGAACAUUGAGCGACUUUAUUUGUCCAGCAUUCAACUCUUCGAACGUCAGGGAAUUCAAUAACCUCACUACAUAUCGUUAUCAAUAUGCUGGGAACUACUCAAACUUGACUCCUUUUCCUUGGAUGGGAGCUUACCACGGAGCAGAUUUGCCCAUGAUAUUUGGAAGUUAUAACCUUACAGGUGGAGCCACGGACUUUCAGAAGCAGGUGGCAGAGACGAUGCAGGACUAUGUAUUAGCUUUCCUAGCGGAUCCGAAGGAUGGGUUGAAGUCUCUCACUUGGUUGCCAGGCAGUUCUAGAUACGGGGUUGAUGGUCCAAUGGUGAGGUUCGGAGCAGAUGACAUUAUAGUCCAAAGUAUUAACGCCUCAGACGUGGACGGUGCAUGUAUGGGGAGAGGACAUUAUAACUCACAGCCGUAGAAGUAUAACUGAGAUCCAGGUUUGUUGAUCGGAGUAUGAAAUAAAUAAA
Molecule: messenger RNA, 1627 nt
Organism: Daldinia decipiens
Lineage: Eukaryota; Fungi; Ascomycota; Sordariomycetes; Xylariales; Hypoxylaceae
Product: alpha/beta-hydrolase
Exons: 1
Coding region: 1-1578 (525 amino acids)
Source: RefSeq, a predicted model, not a curated record